UCCCAGACGCUUGUGUGCAGCAACAUUUAAAGCAAUGAAAUUUAAGCGUGUGUUUGAGAUCGAAACUGACAAGCAUGGCCUCUGAUACAUCAGCAGCUGGAAGUAUUCCUGACAAUCUUUCUACUCAGCACAUUAUCAAGGAAGGGGAUCAGGUUAUACUAAAGAAAGGGAAGAACAUUAAAGUUUUUCAGAUAAAGAAGCGCAGGCAAGUAUGGUUGGAGAAAGCAAAGUUUACCUUGGAUGGUACGAUUGGGCACCCCUAUGGCACUACAUUUGAGGUGAAAAAUGGAAAGAUGAUAAAAGUGGAGAAAUCAAUACUGCCAGAAAAGGAAGCGUUGGCUGAAGGUGGUAAAGACAACAGAGAUCUUCUCGACCAAGAUAGUAAUCAAAAACUGACACGGGAUGACAUAGAGAAGAUGAAGAAGGAUGGGAUCAAAGGAAAGGAAAUUAUUGAUCAGCUUAUAGAGAACAGUUCAACAUUUCAAUCAAAGACAGUAUUUGCACAAGCCAAGUGGAUCAAGAAAAAGAAAAUUAAACAUCUUCUUGAGUUUACAAUUCUUAAGCCAUCAGCCAGAUUACUAUGUGAGAUGCAUCACACCAAGAACCCUUCUAGAAUAUGCUUCAUGCGAGUGGACAGCCUGGCCCAAAUCCUCAGCAGAGGCAAUGUACGGGCACACUCCACUGUGGCUGUAGUGGACACAUGUAUGGGGCUAGUGGUGGGGGCAGUCAUGGAGAGACUAGGGGGUUUUGGAAAAGUUAUUCACUUCCACCAGGGAAUUACACCAGUCAGACCUGCAAUGGACUCGUUUGACUUCCCUGCAGAAAUUCUGAACAAUUUGUACAGUUAUCCUCUAGAUCGUGUCAAUAGUAUUGAGAGUGAUCAAACAAAACCAGACAUUUCUAGUGGAACAAAAAGUAGCAAUGGUGCAGCUUGUGUAGAGAAAUCACCAGGGGAGAUAAGCUCACAAAGCUUCACAGAAAAGUUGGAAGACGUAUCAACACCAUCUCAAGAAACAGGUGAGGACACAAGCGCACAAGGUGACACAGCAAAAUCUGUAGAUAUGUCAACACCAUCUCAGGAAACUACAUCAAACGUGGAAAAUACAGAGGAUGGUGCAGAUGACAUCAAUUCUCAGGAAAUCCCGGGAUGCUCGGAGAAUAUGGAGAUUGAGGAAGAGGAUAAACCAGUCAAAACUGAUAUGGAACAAAGGAAGAGAAAGGGCAUAGAUAGAGAGACAAAUCGACAGCUACGGGAGCAGAAGAUACAAGAAGCCAGAGAUGUAAUACUCGAGAAAAACAUUGACUGUUUGAUCGUGGCAUGUAAGUUCCACCCAACACCUAUUGUGCUGGCCUUACUGAAGUAUGUGGCUCCCUCUCGCCCCAUUGUCGUGUUUGGACAGUAUAAAGAGCCUAUCCUGGACUGCUAUGAGUACCUGAGGAAGGAUGGGGGGAUGGUCAACUACCGUGUCUCGGAGGCCUGGCUGAGAGAGUACCAGGUGAUGGAGAUGAGGACCCAUCCAGUGAUCUCUAUGAGUGGAGGGGGAGGUUAUCUACUGACCGCCACAACUGUAGCUAAAUCUGAUACUCCAAAAUGAUGACCACGCAUAAACCCCGAAAUGAUGACCACGCAUAAACCCCAAAAUGAUGAUCACACAUCUGCGGGGUUGACUUUUAAUUAACCAAACACAGCUGUAGAUAAUCACCACGCCAUACAGUGGCUAAUGUCCUUGUGGACUACAAUGCCACUCAGUGGCUAAUGUCCUUGUGGACUACCAAGCCACUCAGUGGCUAAUGUCCUUGUGGACUACCAAGCCACUCGGUGGCUAAUGUCCUUGUGGACUACCAUGCCAAUCAGUGGCUACUGUUGUUGUGGACCACUUUGCUACUUAGAUCCAUUGAUUUACCGGAUUGCUGAAAUGCAAUGCGAUAUUGAUUUAAUGGUUUGGUGAUUUUGUUGUCCUAUGGAGAUUGAAGGCAGCUUGCCCAAAAUAUUACCCACACUGUGACAUAGUUUAUUAAUGCUUUACAACGGACAUUAUCUAUAGGAAGAUACUACAGAAACAAGAAUCUAAUUAAUUUGAUGUCCCAAAGAAAAUUGCUCACAACCUAAUGAUUGUUUUUAGAAAUUGAACUUUUCAUAGACAGUAAUCUACUUUAAUAAAACGACUCAUAUUAGGAUUUAAAUUUACAUAGAGAGCAGUAACAAAAAUAGAUCUCUUUGUUAAGUGUUUCUGAAUAAGUAUUCCUGAGCUUGUUUUAAUUUAUAAUUGGGUCAUUGUGUAUAAACUUGAAAAUAUAAAUUGCACAAUGUAGUAGUGAUUAAAUAAAUGAUACCAGUGAGAGUUUAGCUUUUAUUGAUUAAAAGUUGUGUCAAAUGAAUUCGUGGUUAUGUAUUGAAUUAUGAUUUUGAUGAAAAAUCAAUUUGUACCAAUGUCAAUAAAAAGAAUUUCACAGUUUUGCUUUUUCAUUAUAUCUG
This is a messenger RNA of Mizuhopecten yessoensis (Yesso scallop), 2476 nucleotides long. Its product is annotated as tRNA (adenine(58)-N(1))-methyltransferase non-catalytic subunit TRM6-like. Gene Ontology annotation, cellular component: nucleus; tRNA (m1A) methyltransferase complex. Bases 75 to 1595 code for a protein of 506 amino acids. The record is from RefSeq and is a predicted model, not a curated record. Gene Ontology annotation, biological process: tRNA methylation. Lineage: Eukaryota; Metazoa; Mollusca; Bivalvia; Pectinida; Pectinidae. The transcript is spliced from 12 exons.